Molecule: messenger RNA, 1059 nt
Organism: Hirsutella rhossiliensis
Lineage: Eukaryota; Fungi; Ascomycota; Sordariomycetes; Hypocreales; Ophiocordycipitaceae
Product: aspartate/ornithine carbamoyltransferase, asp/Orn binding domain-containing protein
Exons: 3
Coding region: 1-1059 (352 amino acids)
Biological process (GO): L-citrulline biosynthetic process
Cellular component (GO): mitochondrion
Molecular function (GO): ornithine carbamoyltransferase activity; amino acid binding
Source: RefSeq, a predicted model, not a curated record
AUGAAGCCUGGGGCCUUUCGAGCUGUCCGCGGGGCCGCCAAUGGCUUCCAGAAACGCCUCUACUCUUCGCAGACGUCGAGCCCCAGGCAUUUGAUGUCCAUCAGUGACCUGACGUCCGGUGAAUUCUCCGCCUUGGUCCGCAAUGCCGCGUUGCGGAAACAGGCUGUCAAGGCUGCCCAGGCGCCGACAUCGCUCACCACGGCGCUUACCGGUCAAACGGUUGCCAUGAUGUUCAGCAAGCGCAGCACCCGUACCCGAGUAUCGACCGAGGCCGCCGUGACAAUGUUGGGGGGCCAUCCCAUGUUUCUCGGCAAAGAUGACAUCCAGCUCGGUGUUAACGAGUCGCUCUACGACACCUCCGUUGUCAUCUCAUCAAUGACCUCGUGCAUGGUUGCUCGAGUCGGCCCACACUCGGACGUGGCUAACCUGGCCAAGCACUCCAGCGUACCCGUCAUAAACGCCCUCUCGGAUGAUUUCCAUCCCCUCCAGACCAUUGCCGACUUUCUCACGAUUUCCGAGGCAUUCCCAUCGUCCGGGACCGGACUGGGCCUUAAUGGCCUUAAGGUUGCCUGGAUCGGAGAUUCCAACAAUGUUCUUUUUGACCUGGCAACGGGCUGUGUGAAGAUGGGUGUCGACAUUGCUGUUGCAUCUCCCAAGGGCUACGGCAUCCCCGACUCGAUGAGGCAGCUCAUCACAUCAGCUGCCCAAGGCGUGGACUCACCCGGCAAACUGUCGGAAACGACAGUACCGGAAGAGGCCAUUCAGGGCGCUGAUGUUCUGGUCACGGACACGUGGAUCUCCAUGGGCCAGGAGAGCGAGAAGAAGAAACGUCUAGAUGCAUUCUCUGGCUACCAAAUCACAAGCGAGCUGGCCAAGCGUGGCGGUGCCAAGGAUGGAUGGAAGUUCAUGCACUGCUUACCCAGGCACGCGGAAGAGGUUGCCGACGAAGUCUUCUACAGCCCUAGGUCUCUUGUCUUCCCCGAGGCGGAGAACCGACUCUGGGCCGCCAUGACAGCUGCUCUCGAGGGGCUGGUCGUAAACAAGGGCCGGAUUCAGUAG